Molecule: messenger RNA, 315 nt
Organism: Laccaria bicolor S238N-H82
Lineage: Eukaryota; Fungi; Basidiomycota; Agaricomycetes; Agaricales; Hydnangiaceae
Exons: 1
Coding region: 26-232 (68 amino acids)
Source: RefSeq, a predicted model, not a curated record
CGACGAACUGUCUCCUCCAUCAACGAUGUGUGCCUCCUCCCUCACUCAAUGGUCUCCUGCUGACUCACUCAAUAGCCUCCCUCCUUUGAUGAAUGUCUUUUGGCUUCCCCCCCCUAUUAUGAUGAAUGGUCUCGGCCUUCCCCCUACAGUCUCAUCCCUCCUUCGACAAAUGAUCCCCUCUCGAGAACGACCUCUUCUUUUCAUACGAAGAUGCGGCUUAAUUAGGAGAUGAGAAUUUGGACUUGAGGUGGUGCUAGAGGUGUAUAUAGAGCACAGUCAGUAGGCUUGGAAAAUAUAUGAUUUGUUCCAUGAUUC